Chelonoidis abingdonii (Abingdon island giant tortoise) is the source of this 8029-nucleotide messenger RNA. RefSeq names its product DNA polymerase theta (gene POLQ). Gene Ontology annotation, molecular function: DNA-directed DNA polymerase activity; DNA binding; ATP binding. The record is from RefSeq and is a predicted model, not a curated record. Gene Ontology annotation, biological process: DNA-templated DNA replication; double-strand break repair via alternative nonhomologous end joining. Lineage: Eukaryota; Metazoa; Chordata; Testudines; Testudinidae.
GCAGUUCCUGUGUUUCUGAAAGUUUAGUGCAUAAGUCAUAAAGUGUCAUAUUACUCACUAUGCUGCCUCUGCUGAUGUUUUUUCCCAAAGGGCGAUGCCAACAGAUGAAUAUUCCUGAUGACCAAGCAGACAAGCUGCUCCUAGCAAGCUGGGGUCUUCCUGAAGUAGUUCUGGAGAAAUACCACAGUCUGGGAGUAGUACAUAUGUUUGCAUGGCAAGCAGAGUGCCUGAUGCUUGGACAAGUCCUGGAGGGGAAGAACCUAGUUUACUCAGCUCCUACUAGUGCUGGGAAAACACUAGUUGCUGAGUUACUCAUCUUGAAGAGAGUCCUGGAGACCCAUAAGAAAGCUCUAUUCAUCCUCCCCUUUGUCUCUGUGGCCAAAGAGAAAAAAUAUUACCUGCAGACUCUGUUUCAGGAGGUGGGUGUGCGGGUAGAAGGCUAUAUGGGAAGUACUUCCCCUGCUGGACGUUUCUCAGCACUAGAUGUUGCUGUCUGCACCAUUGAGAGAGCCAAUGGACUAAUCAAUAGACUCAUAGAGGAGAACAAGAUGGACUCACUGGGGAUGGUGGUUGUGGAUGAGUUGCACAUGCUAGGAGAUUCUCACAGAGGAUAUCUGCUGGAACUCCUGCUGACCAAAGUUCGAUUUGUUACAGAGAAAGUUGCUAAAAGACAGACAAAGGAGAACGGACCUGUUUUUGACAGCAUACAGAUAGUAGGCAUGAGUGCCACCCUCCCUAACCUGGGUCUUAUGGCUUCCUGGCUGAAUGCUGAGCUGUACUAUACUGAUUUUCGUCCUGUACCCCUUAUGGAGUGGGUGAAAAUUGGCCGUAAUAUUUAUGACUCUUCAAUGAAGCUGGUACGGGAAUUCCAACCCAUGCUGCAAGUGAAGGGAGAUGAAGACCAUGUGGUGAGCCUGUGUUACGAGACCCUUCGCGAUGGCCAUUCAGUCCUACUCUUCUGUCCAUCCAAGAAUUGGUGUGAAAAACUGGCAGACAUCAUAGCCAGGGAGUUCUACAAUCUGCAGGCUGAGAGGUUUACCAAAACCUCAGCACUUUCACCAGUUGCCUUGGACAAGGAAGGAAUAGAGGAGGUGAUGGACCAGCUAAGGCGCUCAUUAUCAGGUCUGGACACUGUGCUCGAGCGUACUUUACCAUGGGGAGUGGCAUUUCAUCAUGCAGGUCUUACUUUUGAUGAACGGGAUAUCAUUGAAGGGGCCUUUCGCCAGGGAUUGAUUCGAGUCCUGGCAGCAACAUCCACCCUUUCUUCUGGGGUGAAUCUGCCUGCACAUCGGGUAAUUAUCCGAACACCUGUGUUUGGUGGCAGACUCCUGGACAUCCUAACUUACAAACAGAUGGCUGGGAGGGCUGGCAGGAAAGGAGUAGACAUAGUAGGUGAGAGCAUUCUAGUGUGCAAGUCCUCUGAGAGAUCGAAAGGCAUUGCUCUGCUUCAAGGAUCACUCAAGCCUGUCCACAGCUGUUUGCUCAGAGGAGAGGGGGAAGGGGUUACCUCUAGCAUGAUACGAGCGAUCCUGGAGAUCAUAGUGGGUGGAGUGGCCAGCACUCCAGAUGAUGUGCGGACCUAUGCUUCCUGCACACUCCUUGCUGCCAGUCUGAAAGACAAAGAUCAGGAAAGUGAGAGAGAUGAAGACAGAGCUCAGAAUGGAGCUGUUGAGGCUUGUGUGAGAUGGCUGCUAGAGAAUGAGUUCAUCCAGAUUUUAGACUCUGGCAAUGGAAUUAAAGCAGAGGUCUAUCGUCCAACACAUCUUGGCACUGCUACUCUUUCCUCUUCUCUGUCACCAACUGAGGCCCUGGGAAUCUUUGCUGACCUCCAGAGAGCUAUGAAGGGUUUUGUCCUGGAAAAUGACCUGCAUAUUCUCUAUUUGGUCACUCCUGUGUACGAGGAGUGGACCACUAUUGACUGGUAUCAGUUUUUCUGCCUGUGGGAGAAGUUGCCUUCAUCUAUGCAGCGAGUGGCUGAGCUGGUGGGGAUUGAAGAAGGCUUCCUGGCUCGCUCUGUAAAGGGAAAAAUCAUAGCUAAAACAGAGAAACAGCACAGGCAAAUGGCCAUUCAUAAAAGGUUUUUCACCAGCCUUGCCCUACUGGAUUUAAUCAAUGAGAUUCCCUUGAAGGAUAUUACUAAGAAAUAUAACUGCAGUCGUGGCCAGCUUCAGUCCUUGCAGCAGUCUGCUGCCACCUAUGCAGGGAUGGUAACAGUUUUCUCUAACCGUCUGGGAUGGCACAACAUGGAACAGUUGCUCUCCCAGUUCCAGAGUCGCCUCACCUUUGGAGUCCAGAGGGAGCUGUGUGACCUGGUUCGGGUAUCUCUGCUGAAUGCGCAGCAUGCCAGAGCUCUUUAUAAUGCUGGCUUCAUCACAGUAGCUGAUCUUGCUAAAGGAAAUACUGCUGAAGUGGAAACUGCCCUGAAGAAUGCUGUACCAUUCAAAAGCAUUCGUAGGGCAGUGGAUGAAGAUGAAGAGGCAGCUGAGGAGCGUCGGAAUACCCACUGUAUCUGGAUGGUGGGAAUGAAGGGCUUAACCGAAAGUGAAGCAGCAUCCCUUAUUGUGGAGGAAGCUAGAAUACUUCUACAACAGGACUUGGCUGCGAUGGGAGUGCAGUGGAGCCCAGAUUCUUUUCUUGAGUCUGAUACAUCUUCCAUGACUAGCAGUGAAUCAGAGUUGGAGGAUAGAAAAUGUAAACCGAAUGGGGAGUGUUCACUAGGGAUUUUAAAAGUAUUCAGCAAUGAAGGGUACAGAAUUCUACCUGAUCAAGGCACCAAUUUUCAACCUGGGAAUUCUUCAAAUAUUAAAAAGGGAAAUAAAAGGCUGUUAAGUGCUAGUAUGUCAAACCCCAGACCCCAAAAUGAAUUGCAGGAAGAUCACACCCAGACAAAGGAGGUAAAUGGUGAUAUCGUCAAGUACAGUGCUAGAAAGCGGCCAAAUUUGGGCAAAGGUAAAGAAAACAGGGAAGUUACUUUUCUGACGAAAAGUGAGGCCGGCUCUGGGGCAACAACUCAAGAAUUCCCUACUGAGAAGAGAAAGAGACCAACUUUGAACUUCACUUCAUGGAAAACUUCUAAAGCAUCUGGGUACAGGAGGACUAUGGACACUAGUUUCAGUCAAAUUGAGGGCAAAAGCGCUGUUUCAAAACAGCAUCAGUUACUGCUUGAUGAACCAAGGCUGCACGGAACAGAGAUAAAUGGGCCUUCUGUAUCCAGUCAUAGCAAGUCUAAAGCUAAAUCUUUUUCAGAUCAAAAGAACAAGGAAUUUGGAGAAAACAAAUCAUCUGCUCACAAGCUCUUCACUGUCAAAGGCUCAGAAUCUUUACAGGUGGACAAAAUGCAACCAGAGAGCAAAGAGAUAAUGGAGGAAUUACUUACGGAGCCUUCCACUACUAAUAAAUUCAAUUCUAAAGAAACAGUGAAUUGUCUGGAAGAUACGGAUACUGUAGUGAGAGAUGCUCCACCCACAAAUAUGGAGACAGAUUAUACUAUGCGAGACCUGGGAAUUUCUAGCAGGUCAGCGAAAAAUGAAUACAUGGGUGUUAAACAGAGCAAAAUCCAACCAGUUAAAAACUGUGCUGAAAAGAUACCUGCCAAACAACAAAUGGUUCUAGGCACAGAUCUUUGUAAUGAUGGAAGCAGCAGUUCUGCAAACAUGCAUGUGAGCACUAGUGCUGGCAAACAGAAAGCUGUUUAUUUUUACCCUGAUGAAAAUAAAUCCUUUCAUUUUCAAAUUCAAAAUGACGGCAAAACAUUUACUGAAAAGCCCAAUGGAAUAUUGUUACAAAUUGGAGGCGUGGGUAAAGCAGAUAAUCAGCCUGAGGAUUUUCUGAAAGAUUCUACAGUAAAAUCCAGAGCUAUUUGUGUUGCAAAAGAUAUUAAAAAUGGUUAUUCUCCUGAUCUGUAUUCAGUUUCCAAAGAAUUUGAAGACAGCUUCCAGUUGGAUACACAGACUGACAGGAUAUUACAACAGCAGGUGGCAGCUGAAAUUGCAAGACAGCAGGGAGAAAAAGAAAAAGAGCGGGCAGAGAUACCUGUGCAGAAAAUCUCCAUGAAACUACACUGUGCCAGCACUUUACAAAAUGAAGAUGUUGCAAAUGAAAAGCUAGCUGCAGCACUUAGAAAAGUGGUCUGUUCAAAUCUUGGGACAAGAAAUACCACAGAUUUACAUUGCACUAAUGCUUUGGGCUCUAGAAGCCCUAAUUUACAGCCUGCAAUGAAAUGCACAGAAUCUGCAUUUUGCAUUAAAGGAAAUGAUUUUUCUUUCACUGACUCACAACUAUGUAGCUUUUUACAAGGUUAUCAGACCCAAAAUUCAGUGAAGGAAGGUGCUUCUAAAGAUCUUCAGAAGGCAGUCUCUCCUGCCAAUGGGCAGUGCCCUCACACUGUGCGUGUACAAGUUGAGUGCCAUCCCCAUCCUGAAACUAGUCUGAAUAUGAGUGACGGUUUACUGUUUGAUGAUAGCUUCAGUUAUGUCAAUGGCCCUCCAGAUAUGCACACAAGUGAGGCUGAAGGGGCAGAAUCUGGGGAACAGAAGGUUGUGACUCCUCCCCCUAAAGCCACUUCCAGCUCUUUUGCUGACAUUAUGCAUCAGCAGAACCUGGAGCCCAUUCAGGAUAUAUUAACUGUCAGUGUAAACUGGAAUGAGCAUCAGCAUCCAGCACAGUUUAAUGAUGCAUCUGUUAUGUUCUCUGAUAUAGAUUCUUUGCAGAUAGCAGAAGCUUUAGGUAAUGUUGACUUGCCUCCUUGUCAAGGAGACACUCCGUCUGCAGCUCUUGUUGAGCUAGGGUUAGGAAAACCAAGGCAUGAGGAGGAGGAUCCCAGGCCAGAGGACACAAGACUGGAUCAAGGUGAAAGGCCCCAGAAUGCCCAACAAGCUGUGGAAAAGAAUACCAAUCCAGUGGUGUGGUCUGAUCAUUCAUUUGACUUAAGCCCAGGGUUGCAAGAUAUUUUAGACAGAUGGCCUAGUCCUUCAGAUAAUAAACCUGUUGUUUUAAGUCCAAGAGUCUCCUCCUCAAAAGGAAAGUUGCUAAUCUCAAAUAGUAAACAAGAACCAGGUGCAAUUUCUGAAUUCAGCUAUUAUCAGAGAGAGUCAUUAUCCACUUGCCAGGGUUUAAAGAACUAUUUCAAAGUUAGAGAGAGCAAUAAGGAAGCCCUGGAUGUUCAGAAACCAGAUUAUAACCCUCUGCUGCUCAAGGGAAGCAAUAGAAUAUCUGACCCCCAGCCGGAUAUCAGCAAAGGACUUAUUCCUCCAACACGUCCUAAGGAAGCUGUUCCAAAAAGUUUUGGCACAUCUCUGACAUUUGGAAAAAACAAGAAUGUCAGCCACACAGAUGAAAUCCCACCUUUUCAACCACUGCAGAAUGGCAAACCUAGUUCAGACCACCAUAUAGAAACACUGCUAUGUAAGCCUGGUAAUGGAGACACAUGUGAGGUUUUGCUUGAGUCUAACCCUGUAAAAGACGAUUCUAUUAUAGACCCAGGCUUUUCAUUGCAAUUAUCUCCACAUGUUUUGCCACUUAUUUCAUGUAGUGCUGAGAGCUUCACUAUUAUUGAUGUGGCAAGUGACAAAGCUCUCUUCCAGACCUUCAUCAGAGAAUGGAGGAACAAUAGCAGAUUUGCCAUCUCGGUGGCUUGUGAAAGAACAAAUUGUCUCUUGUCCCCCAAGUCAACUAUAGGCGGCAGAUUCAAACAAGUAAGAUCUCCCGAGCGGAUCCAGGUUAAAGAUGAUGGAUUUCCCAUCAAAGGCUGUGAAGACAUCUUGGUAGUUGGAUUGUCUGUAUGCUGGGGUGGAAAUGAUGCCUACUAUGUCUCAUUGCAGCAGAAACAAGACGACCAGACUGAAAUCAGUGCCAGCUUGGCACCACCUCCUUUGGAUCAGAACCUGUCUGUGACUGAGAGAUUAUGUCAAGUACAGUCUUGCUUGCAGAAGGAAUCUGAGAGCACACACUCACUUGUCAUGUACAACCUCAUCCAGCACUAUAAGACCCUUCUGCUGGCUUGUGGCAUCUCCCUGGAAGGAAGUUUCGAGGACCCAAAGGUAGCAUGCUGGCUGCUGGAUCCUGGCUCUAAGGAGCGUACCCUUCACAACAUGGUAACCAACUUUCUCCCUCAUGAACUACCCUUGCUUGAAGGGGUGGGAACUGGCCAAGGAGUUCAGAGCCUGGGACUUAGUGCCAAUGCUGAUUACUCUGGCCGGUACCGAGCAGCCAUAGAAUCUGUGCUCAUCUUCAACAUCAUGAACCAACUCAAUGCCUUGUUGCAGAAGGAAAAUCUAACAGAUGUUUUCCAUAAAGUGGAGAUGCCCACCCAAUACUGCUUGGCCCUGCUGGAACUGAAUGGAAUAGGUUUUAGCACAGCAGCAUGUGAGACCCAAAAACAUGUCAUGCAAGCUAAACUGAAUGAGAUUGAGGCCCAGGCUUAUCAAAUGGCAGGCCACAGCUUCUCUUUGACCAGCCCUGAUGACAUUGCAGAGGUCUUGUUUUUGGAGCUGAAAUUGCCACCAAAUGGAGAUGUGAAAAUACAAGGGAACAAGAAAACUCUGGGUUAUACCAGAAGAGCUACUGCUAAUGGAAACAGGGUCAGGUUGGGCAAGCAGUUCAGUACAACCAAGGAUGUUUUGGAAAAAUUAAAGGCCUUUCACCCAUUACCGGGCCUGAUUCUAGAAUGGAGGAGGAUCACCAAUGCAAUGACCAAAGUAGUGUUUCCACUGCAGAGAGAGAAACGUUUGAAUCCUGCAUUGGGGAUGGAGAGGAUCUAUCCUAUAUCUCAGACUCACACUGCUACAGGUCGCAUAAGCUUCAUAGAACCUAAUAUCCAGAAUGUGCCAAAAGACUUUGAGAUUGAAAUGCCAACCUUGGUUGGAGAGAGCCCACCAUCCCAAGCACGAGUUUGUGGCGCUACUUUUCCUGGGGGCAGAGGUAGAAAGCGGUGCAGUACCUUGCCUUGUGGCCUCAAGGUUCUGUCUGAUGAAGGAACCAAAGAAAGAGGGAUGCCAUUUUCUGUUAGCAUGAGGCAUGCUUUCGUUCCUUUUCCAGGAGGUUUAAUCUUGGCUGCUGAUUACUCCCAACUCGAGCUGAGGAUCCUUGCUCACUUAUCAUGGGACCGCCGGCUCAUUGAGGUCUUGAACAGUGGAGCUGAUGUCUUCAAGAGCAUUGCAGCUGAGUGGAAGAUGAUUGAUGCUGAUGCUGUUGGAGAUGAGAUAAGGCAACAAGCCAAGCAGAUUUGCUAUGGAAUCAUCUAUGGAAUGGGAGCUAAAUCUUUAGGAGAACAGAUGGGUAUUGAGGAAAAUGAUGCUGCCUGGUACAUCGAAUCCUUCAAAUCCAGAUACCCAGGGAUUCAAAAAUUCCUGAGGGAGACAGUGAAGAAAUGCAGCAGGGAUGGUUUUGUGCAGACCAUCCUCGGGAGGCGCAGAUACCUGCCAGCUAUCAAAGAUCCAAACCCUUACAGCAAAGCUCAUGCAGAGCGCCAGGCUGUGAACACAGCAGUUCAGGGUUCUGCUGCUGACAUUGUCAAAACAGCCACUGUGAACAUUCAGAGGCGGCUUGAUGCGUUCCCCUCAGCAGUGAAAUCCCAUGGACAUCUGGAGAGCUCAUUUCAGAGCAACAGGGCAGGAAGGUUGGAAAGGAGAAGAAACAGAGGGAUGCUACAGAGUGGAGGUUUCUUCAUCCUCCAGCUCCAUGAUGAGCUCCUCUAUGAGGUUGCAGAAGAUAGUGUAAUUCAGGUAGCUCAGAUUGUCAAAUUUGAGAUGGAAAAUGCCAUAAAACUCUCAGUAAAGCUGAAUGUUAAAGUGAAAAUUGGGCCUAGCUGGGGAGACCUGCAGGAGCUGGAAUUGUGAGCAUGAAACAAGACCCUCUCACAGGGAUGAAACUUCAUGCUCCAUGGACUCUACGAGGCAGGUGCCAAUUUACACAGGUGGAGACAUUAUUAACUGCACACUUCUUAGUAAAGCCAGCAAGUUGGUAGCUAAUUGGUGCUUUUCUUUUUACUAAGCAUUUUACAGACUGGCUUCUUAAAUGUGUUUUGAAAGCC